This is a messenger RNA of Vicia villosa (hairy vetch), 3486 nucleotides long. RefSeq names its product receptor-like protein 7. NCBI's taxonomy places the organism in Eukaryota, Viridiplantae, Streptophyta, Magnoliopsida, Fabales, Fabaceae. Gene Ontology annotation, molecular function: protein binding. The transcript has a single exon. The record is from RefSeq and is a predicted model, not a curated record. Bases 97 to 3105 code for a protein of 1002 amino acids.
AAAAAUCAUCAACUAAAUAAGAAUAUAAAGAGGAGAGUUUAAGUUCAUAAAGCCUACUAAUUUCAAAACAUAGCUUUCUAUUUCUAAUUCCCAAGGAUGUGCUUUUUUCUCCACUUGUUCUUAUUUCUGCUUACUCAAUUUCCUUCCUUUACUUUCUCAUUAUGCAGCCAUCAUGAUUCAUAUGCCUUGCUACAGUUCAAAAACUCAUUUGUUGUCAGCAGUGCACCUGCACAAUCGUUUUAUUGUUCAUCCACACCUUCAAAGAUAGAAUCUUGGAAUAACGGUACAGAUUGUUGCGAGUGGGACGGCAUUACGUGCAACAACGUAUCAGGUCACGUGAUGGUUCUCGACCUUAGUUGCAGUCAUCUCAAAGGUAAAUUUUCUCCUAAUAGCACUAUCUUCCACCUCAAGCAACUUCAACAACUCAACUUGGCUUUCAAUGAUUUUUAUGAAUCUUCAAUCUAUCAUGGAAUUGGCGAACUAGUGAAUCUCACACAUCUCAAUUUAUCAUACACUGGAUUCAGUGGUGAUAUUCCCUCAACAAUCUCUCACUUGUCAAAAUUAAUUUCCCUUGAUCUCAGCGGCAGUGUAAGACUCGAUCCAUUCACCUGGACGCGUCUCAUUCUUAAUGCAACUAAUUUAAGACAACUUCAUUUGGACAGUGUAGACAUGUCUUCAAUCAACGGAAGCUCUUUGUCUCAACUAACAAAACUGUCGUCCUCUAUGGUCUCUCUUAGUCUAUCAUCCACUGGAUUGACUGGAAAAUUUCCAACUAACAUCCUCUCUUUACCUAAUCUUGAAGAACUAGAUUUGUCAUCUAAUCAAAACCUUGGUGGUCAACUUCCAAAGUCCAACUGGAGCAAUCCUUUGAGGUAUUUAGACCUCUCUCACACUUCUUUCUCCGGUGGAAUUCCUUAUUCCAUUGGUCAAUUGAAGUCUCUUACUCAAUUAGACCUCACAGAGUGCAAUUUUGAUGAGUUGGUUUCUCCAUCUAUGUGGAACCUCACUCAACUUACAGUCUUGAGUCUUGAAGGAAACAAUUUUCAAGGUGAGAUUUCAUCAUUACUUUCAAACCUCACACACCUCACUUCCUUAUAUCUUGGCGAUAAUAACUUUAGCGGUAAGAUUCCAAAUGUUUUUGAAAAUUUAAUCAACUUAGAAUAUGUAGCACUUUCUGAUAACAACCUAAGUGGCCAAGUUCCACCAUCAUUGUUUAAUCUGACUCUUCUUUGGCAUAUAGAUUUAUCGUUUAACAAAUUAGUAGGCCCCAUUCCAACAGAAAUCGCUAAACAUUCAAAACUAUAUCGUAUAGCUUUAGGUAAUAACAUGUUAAAUGGAACAAUUCCGCACUGGUGUUAUUCCUUGCCUUCAUUGGAUAUGUUGGAUCUCUAUGACAACAACCUAACAGGUCCAAUUGGUGAAUUCUCAAGUUAUUCUUUGAGAUAUCUAUUUCUCUCAGAUAACAACCUACAAGGUGAUUUUCCAAAUUCAAUUUAUAAACUUCAAAAUCUAGUUCAGUUAGGUUUGUCAUCAACCAACUUGAGUGGUGUUGUGGACUUUCGCAGAUUUUCAAAUUUUACAAAACUAAGUUUUCUUGAUCUUUCCCACAAUAGUUUUCUUUUUAUCAACAUCGAUGGUGGUGUUGACUCCAUCUUACCCAACCUUGCGGUAUUAUACUUAUCUUCUUGUAAUAUUAAUAGUUUUCCUAAAUUCUUAGCUCAAGUUCAAAAUCUAGGAGAGUUAGAUCUCUCUUAUAGCAAAAUUCAAGGGAAAGUUCCGAAAUGGUUUCAUGAGAGUCUCUUACACACAUGGAAGGAAAUUCAACAUAUUGAUCUUAGUUUUAACAAGUUGCAAGGAGAACUUCCAAUUCCACCCUAUGGAAUUCAAUACUUUUUACUCUCAAAUAACAACUUCACUGGAGAUAUUGCUUUGUCAUUAUGCAAUGCAAGUUCUAUGAAUAUUCUCAAUUUGGCUCACAACAAGUUAACAGGCAUGAUUCCACAAUGCUUGGGAACAUUUCCUUCUCUUUCUGUAUUGGAUAUGCAAAUGAACAAUCUCCAUGGAAGUAUGCCUAGAAACUUUUCCAAAGGAAAUGCAUUUGAGACUAUAAAAUUGAAUGGCAAUCAAUUGGAAGGACCAUUACCACAUUCUUUGACUCACUGCACAAAACUCGAAGUGUUGGACCUAGGAGACAACAAUAUAGAGGAUAAAUUUCCCAAUUGGCUAGCAACUCUACAAGAGUUACAGGUACUCCGUUUACGAUCAAAUAGUCUUUAUGGUGCAAUCACAUGUUCUAGAUUCAAGCAUCCAUUUCCAAAUUUGAGAAUUUAUGAUGUGUCUGGUAACAAUUUUAGUGGCCCCUUGCCAACAUCGUGCCUCAAGAACUUUCAAGGAAUGAUGAAUCUGAAUGACAGUAAAAUUGGUUUGCAAUACAUGGGUAAGGCCAGUUACUAUAACGAUUCCGUGGUGGUCAUUGUGAAAGGUCUUUCUUUGGAGCUAAUGAGAAUAUUGACUACUUUCACAACUAUUGAUUUAUCAAAUAACAUGUUUGAAGGAGAAAUUCCACAACUCAUUGGAGAAUUACAUUCUCUCAAAGGCCUUAACCUUUCAAACAAUGGAAUCACAGGUACCAUUCCACAAUCUUUGAGUAGUUUGAGAAAUUUGGAGUGGUUGGACCUCUCACGGAACCAGUUGACGGGUGAGAUUCCUGCGUCUCUGACAAAUUUGAACUUUCUCUCGUUCUUGAACCUUUCACAAAACCUUUUGGAGGGAAUCAUACCUACAGGUAACCAAUUUAAUACGUUUGGAAAUGAUUCCUACGAGGGAAAUGCAAUGUUGUGUGGAUAUGCGUUGUCAAAAUCAUACAGAAAUGAUGAAGAAAAGUCACCAUAUUCAACAUGUAAUGAUGAAGAGGAAUCAGGAUUUGGUUGGAAAGCGGUAGUAAUAGGAUAUGGAUGUGGAUCAGUACUUGGAAUGCUCUUGGGAUAUAAUGUGUUCUUAAAUGGAAAACCUCAAUGGCUUGUGAGGCUUGUUGAACACAUGUUUAACAUAAGACUGAAGAGAACACACAACAAAGCUGGUGCAAAUCGCAGAAGAAUACGUUAGUUUCAUGUGAUGUUGUUUAAUUUUCUACUUCACUGUUUUAGUAAUGUUAGUAUAUUAUAUGUGUUUCAAUAAGGACUUGAUAGUCAUGGUAGUACCUACGCUAUUAUUUUGUUGUCAAAUGUGGUUAUUAUUAUGAGAAAUGAUAUUCUACCACAAAUUUUGACAUUUGAUCCUGAUAUCAUAUGACAUUGUUCGAAAACAUAAACACACAGAAGCCUUCUAGCUUGUGGAAGCCCUAUCUUUGUUUGUGUGUUUAGAGAAUUCAAGAUGAUGUUAACAAAAACAUUUUAAAAAUUACUAUACGCACAAUAACAAAUCCAAGAUGCUUAUAAUAUUUGAUUAGUGUGUUUAGAGAAUUUUUAUGUUUGAAAACGGUUUUUA